AUGAGGCCGUCCAAGAACCGCGAAUGGCUUCUGAGCCUGGCGUUAAACGCCAUGGCGCUGCCCUGUGUCCGUGCAGACAUGACCACAACCAUCAGCUCGACCACAAACUGGGGUACAUGGGAAGGCUUCGGCGUAUCCCUUGCCUGGUGGGCUGCAGCCUUUGGCUCCCGCAGUGAUUUGGCGGACAUCUUCUUUUCCACCAAGACAACGACCUACAGUGGCAAUCGUGUCCCCGGAUUGGGGUUCACUAUCGCUCGUUACAAUGCCGGCGCCUGUAGCUCAAAUACAAUAGAUGGGUCUGCGAUGGUCGUCUCACCCAAGAUGAUCCCUUCUCGACAAGUGGACAGCUACUGGCUGGACUGGCACAGUACCUCUCCCUCCUCGUCAAGUUGGGAUUGGAGCGUCGACGCCAACCAGCGCAACAUGCUGUCCAUGGCUAAAGCGAGAGGUGCCACAACGUUCGAGCUGUUCUCGAACUCCCCAACCUGGUGGAUGUGCAUCAACCACAAUCCGUCGGGGUCUGAUGACGGAACCAGCAACAACUUGCAAUCGUGGAACUAUGAUCAGCACGCCAUCUACCUGGCAACGAUUGCCGAGUAUGCCGCAGCUCACUGGGGUGUCUCUUUCCAAUCGGUGGAGGCUUUCAAUGAACCUGCUUCCGGGUGGUGGAAUGGGCGCACCGGAACACAGGAAGGCUGUCAUUUUGAUGCCAGUACUCAGGCCACAGUGAUUGGGAACCUUCGGUCGGAGCUCAAUGUUCGAGGGCUCAGCUCCACUCUCAUCGCGGCCUCUGACGAGAACACCUACGAUCUGGCCAUCUCCACGUGGAACAGCCUCGGCAGCACAGCGACGCGCCAGGUGGGGCGAAUCAACGUUCACGGCUAUCAGUACGGUCAAGGUCGACGGGAUACUCUGUAUAGCUUAGCCUCCGGUGCAGGCAAACGACUUUGGAAUAGCGAGUAUGGGGAGAGUGAUGCCACCGGUCGCAGUCUCGUGGACAACCUGUUGCUUGAUUUCCGCUGGCUUCAUCCGACAGCAUGGGUUUAUUGGCAGGCGAUUGAUGGCGGUGGCUGGGGGCUGAUCGAAGGCGAUAACGACAAGCUCACCCUGGGCGCCGUCAGUCAGAAGUACUACGCGCUCGCCCAAUUCGCUCGACAUAUUCGGCCGGGAAUGCAGAUCCUCGACGGUGGCAGCAAUUACACGGUCGCGGCGUACGACGCCAAUGCGCACAAGCUGGUCAUCGUGGCGGCGAACUGGGGUCCCGCUCAGUACCUCAACUUUGAUCUAUCUCACUUUAGUAAAGCAGGAGUAAGCGGUGCCCUGGUUCCCCGCUGGAUCACCCAGGUUGGUUCAGGGGCCCAGUACGUCAGUCAUAGCGACACGUACCUGAGUGGCAGCAAGUUCUGGUCCUACUUCCCUACUGGAGCCGUGCAGACCUUCGAAGUGGCUAAUGUGUCACUUUAA
Molecule: messenger RNA, 1464 nt
Organism: Penicillium oxalicum
Lineage: Eukaryota; Fungi; Ascomycota; Eurotiomycetes; Eurotiales; Aspergillaceae
Product: Endo-beta-1,6-galactanase
Exons: 1
Coding region: 1-1464 (487 amino acids)
Molecular function (GO): hydrolase activity, hydrolyzing O-glycosyl compounds
Source: RefSeq, a predicted model, not a curated record